Esox lucius (northern pike) is the source of this 5323-nucleotide messenger RNA. It is a transcript of the gene gria1b, whose product is annotated as glutamate receptor, ionotropic, AMPA 1b. Gene Ontology annotation, molecular function: transmitter-gated monoatomic ion channel activity involved in regulation of postsynaptic membrane potential; AMPA glutamate receptor activity. The transcript is spliced from 16 exons. Gene Ontology annotation, cellular component: postsynaptic membrane; AMPA glutamate receptor complex; plasma membrane. The coding region runs from base 400 to 3180 and encodes 926 amino acids. The record is from RefSeq and is a predicted model, not a curated record. Gene Ontology annotation, biological process: modulation of chemical synaptic transmission; synaptic transmission, glutamatergic. Lineage: Eukaryota; Metazoa; Chordata; Actinopteri; Esociformes; Esocidae.
CAGGGGGAAUGUCAUUCCCUGUUAAAAUAAUUCACGCGUCAUUCUCGUGUUAGUGUGUGAAUACGGUGACAGAAUUUUAAGACCACCACGACCUGCCACUUAAUGCAGACAUAGACUAAACAAAGCUCCGCCGCUUAGCCUGUAUCCAGUGUAGAUUGGGGCUCUCAGUCGCCUCUUUCAUUGGCAUGGUUAUCAUCAUAGAAUCUGUGCGCUCGGCAGAGACUGCGAGAGAGCCCCGGGUUAGGAAGAGAGUGAUCCCGACCAUUCAGCUCUGCUAAUUCAGUUUGUCCUUACAACUAUGGAUGCAUUGUGAGUAAUUUGACAAGGACUUGUGGUGGACAGAAGCAGACCUUUGUUUGGAAUUUGUCAAUUUUUUUCGUUGCCAAUGCAAAAGGAAAUAUGCAGCGAAGCCUUUCCUUCGUCUUUGUCAGUUUUUGUGUUGGGUUUUGUUCUGGUUCAAGUUUCCCAAGUAAUAUCAAUAUAGGGGGAUUGUUCCCAACGGGCUCCCACGAGUAUGAGGUUUUUCGGUUUGCACUCUCCCAUCACCAGGACAUCCCCAAACUGGUACCGCAAGUGGAUAUGGUCGAUACGGCAAGCAGCUUUGCUAUGACAUAUGCAUUUUGUUCACAGUUUUCCAAAGGGGUCUAUGCCAUCAUCGGGCUGUAUGACAGGAAGACCAUGAACAUGCUCAUGUCGUUCUGCGGAGCUCUGCAUGUCUGCUUCGUGACACCCAGUUUCCCCAUCGAAACCAACAACCAGUUUGUGAUCCAGCUGAGGCCGGAGCUUCAGGAGCCCCUGAUUGCGCUGAUCCAGCAUUACAAAUGGACAAAGUUUGUCUACAUGUACAGCUCCCAGUCAGGCCUGACAGUGCUUCAGAAGAUCCUAGACACGGCAGCAGAGAAGACAUGGCAGGUGACAUCCGUCAACUUGGACAGUGGGAUGGACCAGGCGUCCUUCCUUAAGGUGAUUCAGGACCUAGAGAAGAAGAAGGAGUACAACAUCAUCCUGGACUGUGAACUCGAGAGACUCAACCUUAUCCUCAACCUGAUCGCUGCUCAGAAGAAGAACCUAAAGAAUUACCACUACAUAUUGGCAAACUUGGGCUUUUUGGACUUAAACUUCACUGAGUUCCAGAAGAGUGGUGCCAACAUCACCGGUUUCCAGUUGAUGAACUACUCAGAUGAAAAUGUCAGCAAGGCAAUAGAGGAAUGGGUCGACUUUGACAGCAAAGACCUCAAACUGCCCAAGAGAAGACUAAAGUACACAGGAGCCCUCACGUAUGACGGAGUGAGCGUCAUGGCAACCGCCUUCCAGAACCUCCGGAAGCAGCGCAUUGACAUCUCUCGGCGAGGCAACGCUGGCGAGUGUCUGGCCAACCCACCUGCCCCCUGGGGCCAGGGCAUCGACAUCCAGAGAGCCCUACAGCAGGUUCGAAUUGAGGGUCUGACUGGGCAUGUCCAGUUUAACGAGAAAGGCCAUCGUACCAACUACACGGUCAGCGUCAUGGAACUGAGUCCAAGUGGACCACUGAAGGUGGGCUACUGGAACGAGAACAAGAACUAUGUCAACACAGCGGUGUACACUCCGGCCGUGGAAGACUACUUUUUAGGCCUGCAGAACCGGACCUACAUAGUGACCACCAUCCUUGAAUCUCCGUAUGUGAUGCUGAAGAAAAACCACGAACAGCUGGUGGGGAACGAUAAGUACGAGGGGUAUUGUGUGGAGCUGGCCGCGGAGAUCGCCAAGCACGUCGGUUACACCUACAGGCUAGAGAUCGUCGGAGAUGGCAAGUACGGAGCCAGGGACGUCGACACCAAGAUGUGGAACGGGAUGGUGGGCGAGCUGGUCUACGGGAAAGCGGACGUGGCCGUGGCCCCAUUGACCAUCACCCUGGUCCGCGAGGAGGUGAUCGACUUCACCAAGCCCUUCAUGUCCCUGGGCAUCUCCAUCAUGAUCAAGAAGCCCACCAAGUCCAAGCCCGGCGUCUUCUCCUUCCUGGACCCGCUGGCCUACGAGAUCUGGAUGUGCAUCGUGUUCGCCUACAUCGGCGUCAGCGUGGUCCUCUUCCUGGUCAGCCGCUUCAGCCCGUACGAGUGGCAGGGGGACGACUCGGACGCGGACGAGGGCCGGGAUCAGCAUCAGAGGCAGCAGCAGCACGGCCAGCCGUCGUCCUCCAGCCCCCGGAGGGAACCGGGCCAGUCCCAGAACCAAGGCCAGGGGCAGAGCGAGGGCCACGCCAACGAGUUUGGGAUAUUCAACAGCUUGUGGUUCUCCCUGGGUGCCUUCAUGCAGCAGGGCUGUGACAUCUCACCGAGGUCCCUUUCUGGUCGCAUAGUGGGCGGCGUGUGGUGGUUCUUCACCCUCAUCAUCAUCUCCUCGUACACGGCCAACCUGGCCGCCUUCCUCACCGUGGAGCGGAUGGUGUCGCCCAUCGAGAGUGCUGAGGACCUGGCCAAGCAGACAGAGAUCGCCUACGGAACUUUGGACGGAGGCUCCACCAAGGAGUUCUUCAGGAGGUCAAAGAUCGCUGUGUUUGAGAAAAUGUGGUCGUACAUGAAGUCAGCCGAUCCGUCGGUGUUCGUGAAGACCACGGACGAGGGCGUGGUGCGGGUCAGGAAGUCCAAGGGAAGGUACGCCUACUUGCUGGAGUCCACCAUGAAUGAGUACAUCGAGCAGAGGAAACCCUGUGACACCAUGAAGGUGGGCGGGAACCUGGACUCCAAAGGCUACGGAGUGGCCACGCCCAAGGGAUCAGCUCUGAGAAUCCCAGUAAACCUAGCGGUGUUGAAGCUCAAUGAGCAGGCCGUCUUAGACAAACUGAAAAACAAAUGGUGGUACGAUAAGGGAGAAUGUGGAAGCAAGGACUCCGGAAGAAAGGACAAGACCAGUGCCCUGAGCCUCAGCAAUGUGGCCGGGGUGUUCUACAUCCUGAUUGGAGGACUGGGCCUGGCAAUGCUCGUGGCUUUGGUCGAGUUCUGCUACAAGUCCAGGAUCGAGUCCCGGAGGAUGAAGCAAAUCAUCGACGCUGCCAUGCUGAGCUCCACUCUGAGUCGGAUGACCAGGACGGGCAGCGGCGGUGAGAACGGCCGGGUGGUCGCCCAUGACUUGCCCAAAGCCGCCCAGACGUUACCCUGCAUGGGCCAGGGUGCCGGCAUGGGCCUGAGCACCACUGGUAUGUAAGGGCAACCCCGCCAAGGACGGACCCCCGCGGGAAAACCAAGAGGAAACGUAAAAGGGUGUUGCACUGCGGCAUUCCGCUCACCUGCCACUGAACUACUGCCAAGAGGAUUCACGAACUGCUCACUCGGGACUCCUGGAGACAAAGAAAAAAAAGGAACAAACAAAAUCACUUUUCUCAAGAGGUGGUUUAUUUGGAUCUCUUUUGCUGCAAUAAAGAGGCUGUCUUGGACUUUGAUAGGAGGCAUACUCCUGUGUAUCUGAGAGAGAAGAGCUCUUCCCCACUUCUUGCACUAUGCCAAUUCAGUAUGUCCUGUCUACUUUGAUAUGUCAGUAACAGUCAUGAACAGCUAUGUUGUCUGCCUUAUACUGAACACAGGUUUAGUUCCUUGGAAAACAAAGAUGUGAGCGUUUGUAACUCGAACCAUUUGACUUUCACCCACUAUUAGUGCAUACGGAAUGCUGAAUUAAAGACCUUUUGUGUGUUUGAUCUUAAUGAGCACCUCUCUUAGGAAUGGAAGAUUUCCAUAUUACUUUUCAGCCACUCUGUCACAGUCACUGCAUAAUGAACGCUUUCUACUUAGAUUUUCUCCCUAAUUUGCCCAACAAAUGACAUGGAGAUUCUUUUUUUCAAAUGGCUAUUUAGAGGAUUUUGUGUUCCUAUGACGCUUUUCAGAAGCACUCUCUUGGUGUUGUUCCCUUGUCAUAAAUGUUUUAAAAACCAGCAGUUUGUAGGUAACCCAUUGGUCUUUCAUUAGCACGGUAAUAUUGUGUCUUUUAUUUACAGUGGCUUGGGGCAAGACACCAGCUGGAUUUCAAACUAAGUUUAAAGAGCAGGUGGAUCUGAGGACGUUCUACCUGCUGUUUCAAGAUGCAUGUUGCCAUAAAUACCAUAGGGUUGAAGUAUAAGCCGUUGACAAAGAUAAAAUGUUCCAUUAGCAAUUAGUUGUUAUGUAGAUGGAGGUAUAACAUCUAGUGGUUUAAUAUCUUUGACAUUAAUAAGAUAAUUAAUAGAGUGGCUUUAGCGUUUGACAUGAGAGAAGAUGGCAAAUUGAGCCCACUGAUACGCGCGUGCCACCAAUAUUUUACGCUUUUAAACCUACCAAAGGCAUCUGUGGAUGGUGAUUUUGAAAUGGGCGUAAAGAGGAUUUUUCACAUCCGGAACGUUUUAGAUCAACAUUAACUUUUUUAGAUCAGUGUUAACAGUACAAGCACAAGAACACUAAAAAUGCACACUGCACGGUAAUGUACUGUAACAUGUUUUUAUACUGUAACGUCACAGUCCACUGAGCUGCCAUCCAUGGAAUCUGUUACUAUUCAUUACCUUUUACUAUCCAUCAGUUCACUAAGCAGCCAUCCACAGAAUCUGUUGCAAUUAGACUAUUGACAGUCAUCCAUAGAAUCUGUUACUCAGUCAUCCAUAGAAUCUGUUGCUACCAGACUAUUAACCGUCAUCCAUAGAAUGUGUUCCUACUAGACUAUUAACUGUCAUCCACAAAAUCUGUUGCAAUUAGACUAUUAACUGUCAUCCAUAGAAUCUGUUGCUACCAGACUACUAACAGUCAUCCAUAGAUUCUGUUGCUACCAGACUGUUAACAGUCAUCCAUAGAAUCUGUUGCUACUAGACUGAUAACAGUCAUCCAUAGAAUCUGUUGCUAUCCGAGUGUUGACAGUCAUCCAUAGAAUCUCAUCAGUCCAUUGUACAGUAUUUUACUGUAUGACUUGGAGAUUUAACCUCUCCAAUGAAUGAUCUCCCUUUUGUCAUCCUUGUUGGCGCAGCACAAUAAAAGGGAGUGUCAUACAACUUUUUUCUACUCAAUGCAUUUGUUUAAAAAAAAAAAAUAGUAUCAUAAUUUGUAUGGUUUGAACAAUAUGUGCAGACAUCCAGACGAUGUUGAAAUGGUUUUCCAUUCAGUUGACUCGGUUCAAACAGUUUUAUUCCAAGCUAUUCUCAGUCCAAUUGAUUUUGUGCAUUUACAGUGAGUUUACAUUUAAUUACCUUUUGUCAGUAUUCACAUCUGUCUCAAGAGACAGCUUGCAGAAAAAGAACAAUUCAUGUAAGCUGUGACUUCAAGUGCAGUUGGUGGGGAAGGAAAACGUUGAAUAACAGUGCUCUCAAUAAAUCAUCAACUUUUGUAACCACAUG